CCUAAAAUGCGGGUGGCCUGGAAGCGUCCCCUGAGGAAUGGCGGCCUCCCUAGGUUCUUCAGCUCCUCUUCUUCUGGGCCACGCGCGCGCUACGAGGAGAUGGUCGCGCUGGGGAUCCUCAAGCACGACGAGCAGCAGCACAGGGUUGCGUCGAUGCUGGAGUUGCUGCUGGAGAAUUUGAAGAUCCACCAGAAGAACAUGGAGCUCUACAAUAUUGAGCUCCAGAGCUGGAAGAGAACGAGACAUGAAUUACGGGAGCAAAUGCUGGAGGAGGAAGCCGAGGCAGAAGAAGCCAGGAAAAAUGUGCAAGCGAAAAGAAACUGGAGAGAAUCCAUAGCGAAGAUGUUCACGAGGCAAGGAACAUUACGGCAAGUUGAACCGGGAGCUGGAAAGAUGGUGGCUCGAAUAAAACGAGAGAAAAAUCUCGACAACUUAAUAGGACGUCGCCCUCUUCCUCCAGAAUCUCCCAAAGGAAUUUAUCUUCACGGAAAUGUUGGCUGUGGAAAAACGUUACUUAUGGAUUUGCUAUUCAAUUCCUCAGAAGGUGUUGUGAAGUACCGUCGAAGAAUGCAUUUUCAUGCUGCAAUGCUGGAAGUUCACGAUCGCAUGCAGAAGAUAUGGAAAGAAUGGCGUUCAUCAGAAAAACCGGGUGACGAAGAGGAGGAAGGAGAAUUGGAACCGCGAACCGAUUCUGUCAGUCCAAUCUUUGAUGCUAUUGCUGACGAACUCUUAAAAAAUGCCAGCGAUGAAGAUGAGUUUGAAGGCGCAAGCUUGUUAUGUUUCGACGAGGUCCAGGUGGUUGAUCCGUUUACCGCGGUGGCACUAGCCGGAAUUUUUGGUAGGCUUCUUAACAGAGGUCUUGUUCUUGUUGCUACAAGCAAUCGUCCUUUCACUGAUUUGAACAAGGACGGGCUUCAGAAGGAGGUGUUUCUGAAGUUUCUGGAACGCUUGGAAAAACAUGUGUGUCCCGUUUCUGUUGACAACAAAGUGGACUACAGACGAGUGAUAGCAGACUCGUAUAACAAGGACGAGCAAAAGCACUACUUUUGGCCUUUAAACAGUCAAACUGAUGAAAAGUUGAGAGUGGAAUGGAAGAAUGCGAUCAGUUCUUUAGAAAAAAACGGCCUGACCGUUUCAUCAAGUCGUGUGCCGGUUAUGUUUGGCAGAGCUCUCGAAAUCCCAGAGUCCUGCGACGGCGUUGCAAAGUUUACUUUCGAGCAACUCUGUGAUUACCCUCUUGGAGCAGCGGAUUACAUGGCUCUCGCGCAAAGAUAUCACACUGUUUUCAUCACUAAUAUCCCUGUCAUGAGCAUGAAGAUUCGAGACAAGGCUAGAAGAUUCAUCACCCUGGUGGAUGAACUAUAUAAUCAUCAGUGUCAACUCAUUUGCACAGCAGCAGCUCCUCCAGACGAACUUUUCCUUGGAACAGAUGAAGGCCCCUUGAUCGAUCUAGAAGGGCUACAGUUUGAGACCGAAGCUGAAGGAACGAGGCUUCGAAGAAAUGUCCUUGUAUCGGGGAACGUCGCCCCAGUCACAGAUCACAGCAAAGUGCAGCUACUCCUGUCUGGCUACGAGGAAAUGUUUGCAUUUCGUCGUGCGGCCUCGAGGCUUAUAGAAAUGCAAACCCCUGCCUACACUCUCGAACGCUCGUUAAUGGGCCUUUCUCAAACUUCGAAAGGUACAUAAUAAAGGUUAAGGCUCUUAAGCUAA
Molecule: messenger RNA, 1710 nt
Organism: Selaginella moellendorffii
Lineage: Eukaryota; Viridiplantae; Streptophyta; Lycopodiopsida; Selaginellales; Selaginellaceae
Product: AFG1-like ATPase
Exons: 14
Coding region: 7-1686 (559 amino acids)
Cellular component (GO): cytoplasm; mitochondrion
Molecular function (GO): ATP binding; ATP hydrolysis activity
Source: RefSeq, a predicted model, not a curated record